AUGUUUAGAAACACUUUAACCAAAUCUUUAAACUUAAAUUCAGCUAGAUUAUUUUCUACUACUCCAAGAGCUUGGGGUACCAAAGUUUUUUUCAACACUUCUAUUAAUGGAGAAAAACAACCAUCAAUUAAGUUUGAAUUAUAUGAUGAUGUUACUCCAAUUACUGCUGAGAAUUUCCGUGUUUUAGCUACUGGUGAAAAAGGUGUUGGUUAUGCUGGUUCUAUUUUCCACCGUAUCAUUCCUCAAUUCAUGUUACAAGGUGGUGAUUUUGAAACUGGUCAAGGUUAUGGUGGUUAUUCUCCAACUCAUAACAAUGAUAAAUUCGAUGAUGAAAAUUUCAUCAAAAGACACGAUAGACCAGGUUUAUUAUCCAUGGCCAAUGCUGGUCCAAAUACUAAUGGAUCUCAAUUUUUCAUUACUACUGUCCCAUGCCCUUGGUUGGAUGGUAAACACGUUGUCUUUGGUGAAGUCAUUGAUGGUUAUGAUGUUGUUAAGAAAAUCGAAGGUCUUGGUUCUCCAAGUGGUAAACCAGCUGCUAAAAUCGUUAUCGAAGAAAGUGGUGAAGUCAAAGAAUAA
This is a messenger RNA of Candida tropicalis MYA-3404, 576 nucleotides long. It is a transcript of the gene CPR3, whose product is annotated as peptidylprolyl isomerase. The transcript has a single exon. The record is from RefSeq and is a predicted model, not a curated record. The coding region runs from base 1 to 576 and encodes 191 amino acids. Lineage: Eukaryota; Fungi; Ascomycota; Pichiomycetes; Serinales; Debaryomycetaceae. Gene Ontology annotation, molecular function: peptidyl-prolyl cis-trans isomerase activity. Gene Ontology annotation, biological process: protein folding; protein peptidyl-prolyl isomerization.